This is a messenger RNA of Exophiala oligosperma, 1876 nucleotides long. RefSeq lists its product as uncharacterized. Bases 236 to 1618 code for a protein of 460 amino acids. Lineage: Eukaryota; Fungi; Ascomycota; Eurotiomycetes; Chaetothyriales; Herpotrichiellaceae. The transcript has 2 exons. The record is from RefSeq and is a predicted model, not a curated record.
CACUUUCCAGGCUUCUUACUUGGAAUCUUUGUACGCCGUAUGUUCGCAUGCUUGAUCACAUUUCGCCCAAAAUUGCCGGUACAGUCAUCAACAAGUCGAUAUCCCUUGUACAUCAUUCCCGAUCAAAGUCCGGGCGGCACAGUACACAAAAGAAUACGAAGUCCUCACCUGCGCUCUCCUCGACCCUCGACUUAUCAAUCAUCGCACGCCGCAAUCGCCUUCACGACUCCCAACCAUGGCCGACGCUCUCUGUGGGCCUUCCAACCCUCUUCAGAACCUGCAGAAACAUACCCAAGUCGAUAGGACGCUCCAACAGGAUCGACUCGUCGGCCCCAGACAAUCACCUGGACAGGGCUUCCGUACCGCCGACCCCAGAGCCGGAUCUCUCGAUGCCGACUUUUAUGCCUUUGAGAAUGCCUCUCCGGGUCCAUUUCAACACCGACAGCCAGAAUUUGCCAAUGCCCUUCCCACCACCUUCUCCCCGCUACAGCAGCAGCCCUCCUUCGGACCGGCAGGAUGGGCCGCCGAUUUCCAGCGGAUGAACUUGCACGAUCGACAACCCUUGCCCGCAGGUCAAUUCCGCACCGAAGCGCCCCUCGUCAAAUCUACAAUCGGUGGUGGGUGGCAGAAUGAGUUCAUGCGCCAACGUCCAGGCGCGGCGUCGCCCGUGGCGCAGGGCAAGCAAGCCGCGAGAGAACCGCCGCAGAUGGAUAUGACCGCGACAAACACGAACACGUCGUUCAUGGGCUACUCGUCCAUGGCGUACCAGUCGUACGGCGGCAACGGAAUGUACCGAGACGGGGCAGGGUUCGAACAACAGCAGGAAAUGCCAGGAAUGUCUUCCGUGGACCAACAGCACUUCCCCAUGUCCGACGUCGACUUUGACGCGGCGUUCCAAGAGGCGAUCGCCCACGCCCAAGAGAUGGACCAGCUGCGGGAGACGGCCGAGGUCUCGGAAAGCGUCGUCGAAGAGUCGGUCGUGAUGGGACAGACGGAGAGCGUGAACAAAAUCGGGUCUGACGCAAUCCAGUACCGCGAACGGACCGAACGUACAGAAGACCAAGAUUCUCGCGACGCCGAUGAACUGGCCCGUACGGCCGGCCAGCUGCUGACGAGCGUGCAGCACGACACCAGCGACAAAUUCCAAAAUUCGCAGUUUUUGGACCUCAUGCGUCGCAUCCGUGACAGACAAGUCGAGGUCCAAAACAAUGAUCUACAAGAUGUGUCGACCGGACAAGCGGCCACUUCGACUCCGGUUUCUUUCGACCCGAUCCUCCAACCCGAGUUGCAGUACGAAGCCCAGAAAGAGAUGGAGGCAUUGAACCUGCACGAGAACCUGCACGAGAACCAGCAACGGCAACAGCAACAGGAGCAGCGACAGCCACAACAAGAGACGCAAUCUCAUUUCGAGUUCCCGGACAUGGACGCGGUUUAUGCGCCGGCCGAGAUAGGUCGUCAUUCCCCGUACACGAAUUAUGGGUUCGACGACGACGGGUCCAUCCCGGCCGUCGCGAUGCAGCCACGUCGACAGGUCGACGACGUCCACCCGGGGGGGAAAUGGUACCCCGACCAGAGUCCACAGAUGAGGACCGUUCCUCUCGCAUCUCGUCAAACCUGAGACAAAAAAAGGAGGCGAGUACUUUCGGGUGAUACUGGAUGAUGAUGAUGACGACGACGACGACGGCUGAUGACCAUGACGAUGAUGAUCUGAUAACCAGAUGGACAAAGUAUAAUAUAUAUAUAUCUUUAUACAUGUACAUAUCUCCGUGGUUUUCAUUGGCGAAUAUUCAUACUGUACAUGUAACAUCACUUGGAACUUGUACAUGGCAAAACGUUGGGUGUAUAUAUAUAUAUGCCCAUGUACUCCGAACUCUGG